GCAGUCCGUGUCUGAGGUGCGGAGUGGAGGUGUUUCGGGUUGGGAUCUUUUUCUGCACUCUCUUCUGACUGAGGCUCUUUACUCAGGUUAUGGCAGCUGUUACUCCAAGAAGAAAACGCUGUUAUAAUAGUUUACAGCUAGUACAUGAGAAUCCAAUGAAAAGGUUGAGGAUGGAAUUCGCUGAAGAAGCAUCUGCAGAGCACAGUUUUCUGUCUCCAACAAAAAAACCUUCUAGUUUCCAAGAUAAAGAAAACCAGCACUUGCUCCAAAGGUCAACCAGCUUGGAAAAACUUAAUACUUCACCACUGCAGACAGCAGAUGCACCAAAAGGAAGAUCAAAUGCACUCCCACAGAAAACAUCUCCAGUGUCCGGCGCUAUGUAUAGUUCCACUGUGUCUAUCAGUUCCUUUUACAGUAAAGUAAAUACAUUUCAAAGUAUACUCGAGAGAAAACAAGCAAAUGAAUGUAAUCUGAAUUCCAGAAAUGAUGAUGCAAACUUACCUGUUGCUAACAAGACAGAAGUGGUACAGGCAAAGAUUCAACACCUUAAAACUUCCAAGCGCCUAGCUGUUUCCAGGCAGGCCAAGACUUUAUCAAGAAAUACCAAAAAAGCUAAAAUGGAAACUGCUGUACCCAAGCCUAAGGGGAAGGAGAAUAAUAAUUAUGCUGUAGAAAAGAAAAUGGAAGGUCCUUCUAGAGUCCUAAGCAUGAAGUUCAAGCCUGUGUUAAGACUCCAGACAGGGGCAGCAUUUUUUGCCACUGGAAAGAAGUGGAACUGUGACUCUAAGAAGCUGUUUUCACCACGAAGAUCUCUCCAAUUUGUUAACAAUACCACAGAAAGCAAGAAGCAGGACAGUCUUCUCACAUAUGCCAAAAUGUGCUUACCUGCUGAAAGCAAAGCAGCUAAAAGUAGCAGGGAAGAAAACCAAGCAGAUGUAUCCCCCAAAGAGAGUCUUGAUCCUGAGGAUGGGAAGAGACUGGCAUGUAAUAAAAGUCACAUUAAGGACCCUUUGUGUGAACUGAAUCCAUUACAAAAUUCUGAGCUGCUUCAGAUUCCUCAGUCUGGUUCCUCAGAGUCCCCAGCUCAGAAAGAAACUGAUGCUGGGAUACAGGUUUUGGAAGGAACUUUAAAGGAAUCAUCUGAAAGUACAAACAAAUAUAAGAUUGCCUCUUCCAUUUUGGCAGACAGUGUUCAUCCUUUAUUCAGAACAUCUUCCAGCAACAAAAAAAGUCCACAGACUCUUCCAGGUGAACAACCAUCAUCACAUGUGGAAUUGAGUCCAGUAAGACAGAAGUCUCCUUCCAAACUAAGAAUCAGCAAGAAGACAAAAGUACUGACCAAAGGCUUGAAAGAUCAAAUGGUCAUUGAUGCUGGUCAAAAACAUUUUGGUGCCACCACCUGCAAAUCAUGUGGCAUGGUUUAUUCAGCUGCCAAUCCAGAGGAUGAAGCAUAUCAUCUCCAGUAUCAUCAAAGGUUUAUUGAGGGAAUAAAAUACGUGAGCUGGAAGAAUGAACAUGUAGUUGCAGAAUUCUGGGAUGGAAAAAUUGUCUUGAUUCUGCAGAAUGAUCCAAAACAUGUCAUCAAAAAGGCUGAUGAUGUACGCAAACUUGUAGAUAAUGAACUUGGGUUUAAACAAGUAGUGCAGACUUAUCCAUCACAAACUAAAACAUACUUGUUUGUAUCCAAUGAAAAAAAGAUAGUUGGCUGCUUAAUUGCAGAGCCAGUCAGGCAGGCUUUUCGAGUGCUUUCAGAGCCUGAAACAGUGGAGUCCCCUACUAAAAACAGCCUAGAGCAUCAGCGUGCCUGGUGCUGCUCGACAAAGCCAGAAAAGGUCUACUGUGGGAUUAGCCGAAUCUGGGUAUUCAGCCUGAUGCGGAGGAAGUGCAUUGCCAGCCGUUUGGUGGACGUGAUGAGGCAAACUUUUUCAUUUGGCUGUUACCUAAGCAUCAAUGAAAUCGCCUUUUCAGAUCCGACACCAGAUGGAAAACUAUUUGCAGCAAAAUAUUGCAAAGUGCCCAACUUCCUCGUUUAUAAUUUUAUUAGUUAAGACCAGAUUGGUUAAAGUGCAAAUUGGAGUUAAUGAGCCCUUCUCUUCUUUCAGCAAGGGCUCGUUUUACAAAAUGUGGUUAUUGCAUUGUUUUAUGCUUUAAUGUGAUAACAUAAAUUUGAAUUAGUAACAUACCAAGUGUGCAUUUGGUCUGCGAAUUGCUUUGAAAAAGUUAAUUCUAGAAGUUAAAAACUUCUGAAGCUGAUUAUAAAAUUUAGAGUGUGUAAGAAAAGAACUAUGGCUCCUAGUUGCUCUAGCUCUUUAUUUCUACUGCCUCCAGUGUGUUUUUAUACUUCUGGCAGAUAUGCUGGUUUGCUUGCAGAUUGAUGACUAGGUUUAACAAAAGAAACUCAGUGCUGAGACUGAAUAAACAGGGAUGGAAAAUGUGUGUUGAGCUACAAAUCCCUGAGCUAAUUUCCAGCAUCUUCUACCAAUAAUUAUGCUGGCUAUGGCUGCUCAGCUACACCUGGAGGGCCAUAACUUUUAUAGACUCGGAGGAGAUAGUGUAGGAGGUAUUCUAAUGCUGCUAUGAACUAAGAUACGAGCUAAAAUUUUAAAAUUAUUUUUGCACGUGUUAGUGGAAGCACAACACAGACUAGUUUUUGAAGCUCUAAAGCUUUGGAGGUGACUGCAGAAGGUGGGUAGGCUAUGUCUGACAACUACUGCAAUUCUUGCACUAAACACUGCUGGACCAAGUCUGUUCAAAUAAAUAUUUUUGUGUAUUAAGCAUUA
This is a messenger RNA of Candoia aspera, 2780 nucleotides long. RefSeq names its product establishment of sister chromatid cohesion N-acetyltransferase 2 (gene ESCO2). The record is from RefSeq and is a predicted model, not a curated record. Gene Ontology annotation, cellular component: chromatin; nucleus. Gene Ontology annotation, biological process: mitotic sister chromatid cohesion. NCBI's taxonomy places the organism in Eukaryota, Metazoa, Chordata, Lepidosauria, Squamata, Candoiidae. The coding region runs from base 90 to 2048 and encodes 652 amino acids. The transcript is spliced from 11 exons. Gene Ontology annotation, molecular function: protein-lysine-acetyltransferase activity.